Molecule: messenger RNA, 6270 nt
Organism: Melanotaenia boesemani (Boeseman's rainbowfish)
Lineage: Eukaryota; Metazoa; Chordata; Actinopteri; Atheriniformes; Melanotaeniidae
Product: RUN and SH3 domain-containing protein 1-like
Exons: 11
Coding region: 482-4117 (1211 amino acids)
Cellular component (GO): cytoplasmic vesicle
Molecular function (GO): protein binding
Source: RefSeq, a predicted model, not a curated record
UAUUGAUGAUGAAGAAGAGGAGGCUGACAAUGAUGAUGAUGAUGAUGAUGAUGACACCCUGGUGCCCUCAUGCUGUGACGGCCCCCCAUCCUUCUUGGAAUUCUCGCUGUCCUCCUCUACCUCUUCAUCCUCCACUUCCAUCAGCUCCUGCUCUGAUCUAGAGUCUGACUAUGUAGAUCAGUCCUCCUCCAUCUGCUCCUCCCUUGAUCACGACAAUCUGUCAGCUGCUUUGGCCCCCAAAAACCAGUCUCUUUCACAAGUCCCAGAAUGCCAGCCUCCCUCACGUUCACCUCCAUCCCUCCCUCUCAGCCGAAAUCCUUUCUUAACAUCGCAUUCACCAGUUGCUCCUUGUUCCCCUGAUGAGGGUUACCCCUCUGCACUAGACUCACCUUCUCCUGACUAUUUAGGCAUCAGCAGAGACUCUGAAGUCACCAAACUGGAUUUGCUUGACUUUUUAGAGUCAGUGGGGGAGUUUGGAAAAAUGGAGCGCUUCAGCCAGGUGAUCCAAGUUGCUCAUUGGGAUCUGGAGGGGGAACAACACUGGGAUGUUCUGCGGGAUCGGCUAGAUCACUUGGAUCGUUUGGAAAAGGUGAACAGGGAAGUGAAACUAGCCUACAUCGCUAGACUUCAUGAGAAGGGAUUUGAUCUGGGAGAUCUGGAGGAGCAGGACCUUACAGAUGUUAUGGAUGAAAUGGGCAACAUUGAUAUUCCUUGGAAGUUAUAUAAAACCCAUGAUGGAGCAAUGGAACAGUCUCAGGAGUUUUCAGAUGCUGGGGUCGAUCUUACUGCUCCAUCAGAUUGUGAUGAGCCUCUCGUUCCAGAAUCUCUAACCCCGUCCCCUGUGGAGCCUCCACCCAGACCCCCUAAACCUCCAGCACGUCAUGCCAGCGUGAGCUCAGACCUCCACACCUACAUAAACAUCAGCAGAGAGACCACUUCCAUGACUGUCACCACUUCACCCACACUGUCUACGUUUUCCCCUAACUCCUCAUCCCCCACAUUCACCACUUUUAGAUGUGGGAAACCCCUCCCUCCAUCUCCACCAUCUAUUUCUCCUCUCCCUGCCUCUAAGCCAGUCCCUUACCUCACUCUCUAUACCACUCCUUCCCCACCUCCAUCUAUUCCCACCCCAACCCCUCCCAUUCCUCCUCCUCGAAGGCGACACCUUGCCAGGAAAGAAGCUCAGCGCCUUGCUGCUCUUCAAGCCGAACAGGAAAGUACCCCUGUGUCUCUCCCACCACCCACCACACGCCCUCCACCUCUCCCUCCUCCACCUGUCAUUUCAGUUACUUUCUCCUCCUCUCCACCCACCAUACCACCUCCACCUGCACUACCUCCUCCUCCUUCUUUCCAUGCAUUGGAUGUAGAGAUUCGGAAGCUGCUUAUGCUUGCUGGAUUGACCCAAGCUGAGCUCCUUAAACUCAGCCCAGAGCUCGGUGUCUGUGUUGGGGAGUUAGAGGAUGAGGAAGAUGGAAAUAAUCACAUUUCAUAUAGAUCUCUUGAGUCAAAAGAGUUUAGACUACAAGACAGAGAGGAGGAGAAUGAAUCUGACAGAAAUGGAUGGAGCAAGUUUGAUGGAGAUCGAAAAGCAGAUACAGUUAAAGAAGACAAAAAGAAAGAAGAGAGCAAAGACACACAAAGAACCACGUCAUUUACUGAAAUGGCAAGAAGAAGAAAGAAGAACACUGGUUUGACAACUGACCAUUACUACAGCACCAGUUGUAGCAAUACACUUGAAACUAAAGCGAAGAAUAUAAGCAUCGGAACAUUCUGCUAUCCUACAGAGUUACCAGAUUCACCCCCACCUCCCCCUCCUCCUCGACCCUUACCACCAAUCCCCCCUUCUUUGCCACCCCUUAAAGUCAGCACUUUACCUGCCAAUUCUGAGCAACCUGAGCGCUUUGAUUGGCUCAUUGCAUUCACACCUGAAUGCGAAGCGCCACCACAGCAACCACCCCUGGAAAAGAAGAAAUCUCACGUGGAAACCUCUCUUAAGCUCAGUUCUUCAGGUUCAUCUCCGGGCUCAGCUCCAAAGAUCACAACUUUUAAAGAGCUGCGUUUCCGCAACAAGAGCGCCUCCCCUCCGACAAAGUUAAUCAUCGAGCCUGAACCCGACCCCACAAUUAUCACACCCGAUCCAGAUAUACUCUACAACUUGAAGUGGAGAAGGGAGAAGGCAGGCAGCGAUGGUCACCAGUGGGAGUACACCUCACAGGCUCAGGCCUUCUUCAUGCAGCCACCUCCAGCCCUCACCUCCAUGGACGCCCUGAAAGAGAUGCUCCAGAGAGCAGAUGAAGAAGGUGGAAAAUUUGAGCUGUGCUCAUCACAGAAGAUUGGCUGUUCAGUCAGUGACAGCAACCUGCUGACCAUGGACAGAGAGUGGAAGGGGGAAGCAGUUAAAGAGGAAAAGAAAAGGAAGGAAGAAGAAGAGAAACAGAAAGUGGAGGUGAGAGGGCGGGCUGAUGGAGGAAGGACUCUGGAAUCAAGAACAUCAGCUGUCCGCAGCGUCUCAUUCGCCGGCUCUGUACAAAAGAUAGACAAACCCUGGAUGGGCGAGGAUGUUAAGCAUCCAUUGAGGGGUUUCGGCCUGUCCUCUCAGUGCCUGCUGGAAAAGAAAGCCCUGGUCAGUGCAGUCAGCGUAGCAGUGGAAGCCAUCUUGGCCCAGUUCAGUUCUUCUCGGACUGUCGUCCAGAAGUCUUUCUCAGUUAACAAGGCAUUAUCAGGAGACAGCACUAUAAAUCCUUCUCUGGGCCGUCUGGUGCUGCAGUGCUUCUGCCCCGCCCUGCACAGCUUGCUGACUGAUGGCUUGAAACCCCACCAGAGUGACCUGAUUGCUGGCAGAAGACCAAACUCUGCCUGGGGUCUGGUCCAGACCACAACAAAAACAGGUCCUAAAACCCAAGCCUUGUUCAACCUAUAUGUGCGAGUUGGCGAGCUUCCCCAACUCAGACAGAGCAAACACAGGUUCAACGCAUUCCUCCUUGGCCUACUGAACACCAAGCUUCUUGACUCUUGGAUAUCUCACCUUCAGUCUUCCACUGAUGUUUUGGAGGCCUAUUAUUAUCCCACCGCUUUUAUGCGUCUAUCACUGAACGCCUGCCAGCCUCUGUUUGAAGAACUGCUCCUUGUGUUGCAACCUCUAAGCCUGCUCACCUUCAACCUCGACUUGCUCUUCCAGCACCACCAUUUAGAGCCAGACAGUCACAGGCCAGAGAUCCCCAGCCCACCCUUUCAGGAAGCUGGGUUCCAGCAGUCACUGAAGGGAACAUCCAAAAUCACAGGCAGCAAAUACAUGGAGAGCCUCACAGAAGUAGAUUUUGGAAGUCCAGAACAUCCAGUAGCUAUAGAUACAAAGUCUUCACCCUUUGCCAAUCUAAAGAGUGGAGGAUCAGGGCCAUCUACAAAUACAGAUGCUGCACCUGUAAAGGCUUGUAUGUCUCUCGGUCAAACAAGUCCUCAGCUGUUAUGGGUUCAGGAAAAGGAAAUUGGAGAUUUACCUCCUCCGAAUGUUGAAGAGGAUAGCUUUGCGCAGCAGGCAGGACAGGUGAUCCAGCAGGGAUGGGGGGCUGUGAUGCGCUGGGGUGGCCGCCUGAGCCAGAACCUUGCUGAUCUGAGUCUGUCUGCAAUGAAAAAGGAUGAGAUUAAGACUGAUCUACCAGAUCUCCAGGCCCAAGCAGGAAGUGACUACACUACUGUCAACAGCACUCAGGUUCCCUACGGUCUGGGCCGACUGUUUGGAGCCUCUAAAAGCCCCAACAGCCCAUCUGGGCACUCACAGUCAACCAGACGUCCUUCUCAGUGGCUAGCUCCUGGUGUUACAGCUUUGACCCGGAUGGUGAGCAGCAACUCUGCCCCGAUGCUACGAAGGACUCCUGAGCCCCAGAGAGGAAGGGAGCUAGAGUCAGAGAAAGAUGACACACUGGAUAUUAAGGACAAACCCAGACCACUCAGGUCCGUUCGAACGCUGUGCGACCACACUGGAACCGGUUCAGAGCUCAGCUUCUGUAAAGGUGAAGAGCUUGUGGUGUUAGCAGGCGUCGAUCAAGACUGGAUUCGCUGUCGACAGGGAGACAAAGAGGGGCUGGUACCUAUCGGAUACACCUCCCUCAUCAUGUGACGUUGGCACUUAUAACUGCUGCUCCAAAUAAAAGAAUAAAGAAUAAAUACAUAUUAAAUAUAUAUAUAUAUUAGGUGAAUAUUGAGAGGUUAUGGUGAGGUUGCACUACUCUGAAAGGGAUAUUUCAUGCAUGGCUUGAUUAUAGUUUAAGUUGAUUGCACCAUCUGCUUGGCUUUACUUUCAUCAGGAGCAAUCUGCAGCCUUCUCCCGUUAUGAACAUAUGGGAGAUUUUCCCAUCAUCGUCCAUCCAGUCUGGUAGCAUUCAGCUAAUGGAUUUUAGCAGCAGGAAUCCAGCAGAUGGUGUGAAAUAAUGACUUAACUCAAAUUUAGACCAUCUCACACAAGAAGCCUUUAGAUCUUUGUUUGAAGUAUCCCUUUAGAUGUCUUUUCCUCAAUUGUUGUCCUUCUUGUCAGCCCCAGAUCUCAGAUUGAUCAAAGGGGAAAUUCUUUGCCGCUGAUUUCCGACAGAUUUGACCUCUUUGGGAUCAGCGGCUGUGUUUUUAAGGAAGCGAGUCGAGAGACUGAAUGCAACUACGCCAACUUCUCUCUGUCAGUCAGCUCCAGAGAGUCGUGGCUCACGAGUCAUCAAGUGGAGAAGACAUGUUAGAGUACUGCGCCGCAGCUCCUGUCGCAUACUGCGUAUUGAUGUAGUGAAUUGUAGCUGUGUAGAUUUGUGUUCUAUUUGACCUUUUCACCCUUAUUGACCUCUCAACUUUCUCGCCUGGUUUGUGUGUGUUUCUGCUACUAUAUUUGACUGUAAAAAUAUAUUUAAAAACUCUAUAUGUAUAGGUAAACAAAUUGAGAUUGAUGCUACUGUAAUAGAAAGAUAGAUAAACAAGAGAAAGAAUAUAGUGAUAAACAGGCAGUGGCAGAAGACUGUGGCUUUAUUGUGGGAGUGAUCAGAGAUAAAUGGAUUGAUCCAUCUCUAUGUGCAGUUUGCCUCACACAUCAAGUGGUUGUUGUACAUGCAAAAUUAUGGAUUUAUUUUAAGUAUGAAAUCCAGUAAUUUCCCUUUUGCGUGCUUUAUGUGUUGCUAAUGUCUUGACAUAAUCAUAUCAUUAUUAUACAUAACUCAUACCUUUAUGCCUGUAUGCAUUUGAAUGUGCCAUGAAUGCUUUGAAUUAAUGAAAAACAAAUAUAUCCCCACAGCUGAUAGAAAACAACAGCAAUCUGUAGUUAAUCUAAUAGUAAUAACCUCACAAAACUAUCCUCAGCUCUUGUUCAACGCUUUCGGAACUGAAAUGAAUGCAGUGAGAAAAUCUCCCAUCUUCCCCUCGCACCUCAGCUUCCUCAAUCAUAACCAUUGAUGUUAAGGAUAUUGGUGGAAGUGGUACUUUGGUUCUGAUGUUUCUCAUAUGAAAUGUGUUGCUUUGUGUCAUAUAUUUAUUAGUUAAUCUCUAGAUUCUGUAUCGAUGACUAUGCAUAUGCUGUAAUGUUCAACUCUUUUGUUUGCUAUUAAGUUGAGAUUUGAGUUUGACAUCUGAGGCAUUAAAGAAUAGCUUAGAUUAUAAAAGUUACUAUGUAAAAAUACAUAAUAUUUGAUUCAUCAGGAAUAUUUUUUUGUUGUCGACAAAUCAGGGAAAGCUCAGUUCUUCAAAAUUGCCUCGUAUUUUUCCGGCGGUGCCGUGUAGCAUGGAAUCACUGGCACCGUGGCGACAGUCCAGUAGCAGUAAGUCAAACCACUUCUUAUGACAUCUAAGUUAUGAUCGCGGUAAAAUGCCAUCAAAUUGAUAGUAUUAAGAAAAAUGUUGAUAUUCAGAUAGAAUAAUAAUUGACUCAAAGCUUUUUUUUUCAAUAAUGUGAUUGAAAACUGUUGAUUUAUUGGAUGUACUAUUUAUUAAGCUCAAGGCGUGUGAAAGGGACAGCUCUCUAGCUGGGUUCUUUAAGUGAGAGUGUGCACAUGUAUGAGCGUGAGUGUGGCAGUGAAAGUAGAGAUGAGUGUAAACACUUUCUGCUUUUACACCAUGUCUGUCAAUAAGUUCUGAACCUCCUGCUCCUCUUUUUUCUCUCUCUGGUGUCACGUAGCCUGUAGACAUUUCUGUGUCCCACUGUUGCAUAUAGUUGGGUGCCCAUCUAGUGUCAGUCACUGUCCAAAUCCUGCAUGUGGUUGUUUGUAAAUACACCAAAUAAAAAAAUGAGCUGUAUAAACCAAA